Molecule: messenger RNA, 627 nt
Organism: Thunnus maccoyii (southern bluefin tuna)
Lineage: Eukaryota; Metazoa; Chordata; Actinopteri; Scombriformes; Scombridae
Product: NACHT, LRR and PYD domains-containing protein 6-like
Exons: 3
Coding region: 1-627 (208 amino acids)
Source: RefSeq, a predicted model, not a curated record
AUGGAGAAACUUAAAGAGGAGCUCUUGAAUACUCUGGAAAAAUUAAGUAAAAAACAGUUUAAGAGAUUCAAGUGGUACCUGAAGCAGGAUGGCGUCCUGGUGGGCUUUAAAGGCAUCCCAGUGGCUCAGCUGGAGAAAGCAGGAAGGGAGGACACAGUGGAUCUAAUGGUACAGAAACAUCAGGAUCAUGGAGCUCUGCAGCUGACCAUGAAGGUUUUAGAAAAGAUGGGCAGGAAGGAUCUGGUGCAGCGUUUACAAAAAAAAGCAAAAGCAGAAACUGGUCUGCAGGAUGUUUCAGAAUAUAAGAAAAGUCUGAGGAUGAGAAUUCAACAUGUUACUGAAGGAACUGAUGAAUCAGGAAGACCCCUCCUCAACACGAUCUACACUGAGCUCUACAUCACAGACGGAACAAAUAAAGAGACCCGCCAUGACACUCCAAUCAAGUGUCACGACAUCUUUAAAGUGUUACCUAACCAACCAAAACACAUCAUCAAAGUCGUUAUGACGAACGGUGUUGCUGGCGUUGGAAAAACCUUCUCAGUGCAGAAGUUCACUCUGGACUGGGCAGAGGGCUCGGAAAACCAAGAUGUCAGUCUGUCUUCUGCUGGAUCACUGGUACAGUUCUGA